UCGAUAAGGACCAAGCCGGCAGCGCAUCAGACCAGACCCUUGAUCUAUCGGAACCGUGGGUGCUCGGUUUUGAGUUCAGUCGGCCGGAAACGUACUUCUCGCAUGGGUGACACAUGCCUGACGCGGGAUGUGUAUCGUCAUCCAGACCGGCAGCAGAGACCUAAGCAUCCGUUCAGCAAAAUCCACGACAUCUACGCCCUCGGCGUUGUUCUUCUCGAGAUCGGUUCGUGAAACCAUUGGCACUCGCCCCUCCUCUUGCGCACUGGCUGACCGAUCACCCAUCCCCCUUGCAGGGCUCUGGCAACCAGCGCUGAGUCUCGACAAAGACGGGUUUGCCAAAGCGCAAAGUCCGCAGAGCAUCAAGAAACACCUCUUGCGCCAUGCCGAAAAGCGGCUGGGCGCCAAAAUGGGCACAAAGUACCGAGACGUGGUGGUAAAGUGCUUGACUGGUGAUUUCCAUGUCCAGAACGACAACAAGGAGGACCUGAAGCUGCAGCAGGCAUUUCGAUCACAGGUGGUGAACGUGCUGCAGCGCGCAGCAGAAAGCAUCUAGGCAGUGCUUCGAGCAGGCAUUUGGGUUUUUGUGUGGUUCUUUCUUUUUUAGGUCGCGUUCUGUAGGCAGCAGUGGUCCGAGUCGUGGGAGGACAGAAAUGGCAAUCGAUAGUACGG
This is a messenger RNA of Thermothielavioides terrestris NRRL 8126, 669 nucleotides long. RefSeq lists its product as uncharacterized. The record is from RefSeq and is a predicted model, not a curated record. Lineage: Eukaryota; Fungi; Ascomycota; Sordariomycetes; Sordariales; Chaetomiaceae. The coding region runs from base 128 to 553 and encodes 141 amino acids. The transcript has a single exon.